Molecule: messenger RNA, 1290 nt
Organism: Hibiscus syriacus
Lineage: Eukaryota; Viridiplantae; Streptophyta; Magnoliopsida; Malvales; Malvaceae
Product: protein TIC 20-IV, chloroplastic-like
Exons: 5
Coding region: 1-1275 (424 amino acids)
Source: RefSeq, a predicted model, not a curated record
AUGGAUGUGUUACAGACGCUCCUUAAUGCAAUAGUACUGAUGUUGCAUGGAUUUGUGUCAUGCCAGAUUAUCGUUUUCAUUAUCGAUGACAUAGCUGAUGUUUGUUGCUUUCCUUCAGGUAUUCUUGACAUGAGAAAUAUAGGGAAGCAGAGCCAAAGGCAAAGCUCAACCAUGGACAAUAUAUGGUUCAAAUUGCCCAAAAUGAAUGUGCAUUCAAGCCUGAAAUUCAUCUUCUUUGUAAUGGAAACGAAUUGUCAUUUUGCCAAUGGUCAAGUUGCUUCAACUGAUGACGAUGCUGGGAUUAUCCUCACAUUGAUCCUUGCGGUUGCGGGUGGUUUUUGUGCUGCUCCAGUUUCUUUCAUCUACCUUGUCAUGUUUAGGACAGGCUCUACCAUGCUCCGUGCUUCAACGCAUUUGUACUCGACCAGGUCAAAGGACUUGAUUUUAAACCAACGCAGCACUGUCCGCCUUGUCUAUAAGCCCUCGGUUGCGGCAUUCAACUCGAGUUCGCAGGCCACUCGUAUUCAGAUGUUUUCAAACGGCAUUGAUGCAUGGGAUUUCUCGCUUUCUAUAGGCUCACGGUAUAAACGCCUUUCAGCCUCGUCAUUGCAGCUUUUAGGUGAAGUUGCAGACAUUUCUGCCUCAUCAAUGCAGUUUCUGGAUGAAAAUGAAGGUGACUUGUGGCAUAAUGUCAAUGUCUUACCUAGACGGCAGGGGUCUCUCCUAACAACAAGAGCAUAUAAGGAUGAUAUAUUCGAAUUCCGUUACCCCGUGAUAACCGAAAAGCCCAAGUGGUGGUGGAGGACUUUGGCCUGUGUUCCCUAUUUAAUAGCUUUGCAGAUUUCCGAUACCGGAUAUUUUCUUCAACCUUUCCUAGAACAUCAUGAGAUGCUUGGAAAUUUGAUUUAUUUCAUCCCGGGAGUCAUAAAGAGAUUUCCUCCAUGGUUCACAAUGAUAUAUUGCUAUUUCGGAUACAUUGGGAUCGUGAAGAACAAAGACUGUCCUCAUUUCAUUAGAUUCCACCUGAUGAUGGGCAUGUUAUUAGAAACUGGUCUGCAGUUACUGUGGUAUACAGGCAACUUCUUCCCAUUCAUACACUAUAACGGCACGUUCGGGAUGUACUUUUGGGCCGGCAUCGGAUUCGGCUUCAUCUUCGCUUUGCUGGAAUGUGUUAGGAGUGCUCUUGGUGGUAAAUAUGCUCACAUCCCUUUUGUGAGUGAUGCUGCAUAUAUACAUACUCUGUUUAAUAUAGGAAGAAUUCAGAGGCCAUUUUAGAAAUCUUUCAUGGGU